UUUUUUAAUUUUUCUUUGCUCUUAUUUUUCUCCCUUGUCUCUCCAUCAUUCCUAGAAAAAAAUCAUCUUUUAUCUCCCUUUUCUGCUUUCUCUUUCAAUCGCUCUUUCACCUUCCUUGGCUUCAACCCAUCUUUUCUAACCUCUUCCUCUUUCUCUUCUUUGUUUUGCUUCAAAGUUAACUGCUUUGCAUAUUGGUUUCCACUUGGUUGGCAGAAAGUGUCAUUAUUACGUGUAGGUGAGGGAAAGUAGUACAAGAAUAGAAGAGAAACCAGUACUUUAUGCGUGUGCCGAUCCCUGAAAGAACUUCACACUUUGUUUCUCUUUUGGACAAGCCUUUUGUUCUUGUCUUGCAUCAGUUUCGCCGAGUAAGUUCAGAGAAAGCUUACCAAUAUGCCUAUUAGGCAAAUGAAAGAUAACUCAGAGCAACACCUUGUGAUAAAGAAUCACUUGCAAAACACUAUGAACCCGAUUCAAAGAACGCCAAAGACUGCACAAAAUGGAAAAGGUCCACCAGCAGGUCAUGAACCACACAACACAAAACAAUCCCAUAACCACACCUCACCUCCAACGAAGAACAAAGGAAGAAGAAGAGGAAGAGGUGGUAGAAAAUCUGAUCAAGGCGAUGUUUGUAUGAGACCGAGUUCGAGGCACUGCACGGUAGCACAGAAGCCAGUGAAUCCUGGUUCUGCUGAUAUUUUGGCUGCUACUUCAAAUGGGUCUAUUCAGAAUGAUCAUAACUUGUCUGGAAUGGAAAUGGGAUUUCCUACUUCAAGCAAGUCUUUGAAUUUUGCAUCUAGGCCUGGUUUUGGUCAAGUUGGAACCAAGUGUAUCGUAAAGGCUAACCAUUUCUUUGCUGAGUUACCUGACAAGGACUUAAACCAGUAUGAUGUUACUAUAACUCCUGAAGUGACAUCCCGAACGAUGAACAGAGCUAUAAUGGCAGAGCUUGUGAAAUUGUACAAAGGAUCAGUGCUAGGAAUGAGAUUACCUGCUUAUGAUGGCCGAAAGAGUCUGUACACAGCUGGUGAAUUUCCAUUUUCUUGGAAGGAGUUUAGUGUCAAGCUUGUAGAUGAAGACGAUGGCAUCAAUGGCCCCAAGAGAGAAAGAGAAUAUAAAGUGGUAGUUAAGUUUGUUGCACGAGCAAACAUGCAUCAUUUAGGCCAAUUUCUAGCUGGUAAGCGCGCUGAUGCUCCACAAGAAGCACUGCAGAUACUUGACAUUGUGUUACGAGAGUUAUCAACAAAGAGGUAUUGUCCUAUUGGGAGAUCCUUCUUUUCACCUGAUAUUAGAGCACCGCAAAGGCUUGGUGACGGUUUGGAGUCAUGGUGUGGUUUUUACCAGAGUAUUAGGCCAACUCAGAUGGGCUUGUCUCUGAAUAUUGAUAUGGCUUCGGCUGCAUUCAUUGAGCCACUACCUGUUAUAGAGUUUGUUGCUCAGCUACUAGGCAAGGAUUUAUUGUCAAGGCCAUUGUCUGAUUCUGAUCGUGUGAAGAUUAAAAAGGCACUCAGAGGAGUGAAAGUCGAGGUAACCCAUAGAGGGAAUGUACGUAGAAAAUACCGUGUUUCAGGAUUGACUUCUCAGCCUACUAGAGAGUUAGUGUUUCCUGUUGAUGAUAAUUCAACCAUGAAGUCUAUUGUUGAAUACUUCCAAGAGAUGUAUGGCUUUACAAUUCAGCAUACACAUCUACCUUGUCUUCAAGUAGGAAACCAAAGAAAGGCAAAUUAUUUACCUAUGGAGGCUUGCAAAAUUGUUGAGGGACAGCGAUACACAAAAAGAUUGAAUGAAAGGCAAAUUACUGCUCUCUUGAAAGUCACAUGCCAAAGACCAAGGGAUCGGGAGCAUGACAUUUUGCAGACGGUUCAACAUAAUGCUUACAACCAAGAUCCUUACGCAAAGGAGUUUGGGGUCAAAAUCAGUGAAAAGCUUGCUUCAGUCGAGGCGCGAAUCCUUCCUGCCCCUUGGCUGAAAUAUCAUGAAACUGGAAAAGAAAAGGAUUGUCUGCCUCAAGUUGGGCAGUGGAAUAUGAUGAACAAGAAAAUGAUCAAUGGGAUGACUGUUAGCCGAUGGGCAUGUAUUAACUUCUCACGAAGUGUGCAAGAGAGUGUUGCUCGUGGGUUUUGCAAUGAACUUGCUCAAAUGUGCCAAGUUUCUGGCAUGGAGUUCAAUCCAGAGCCUGUUAUUCCAAUCUAUAGUGCCAGGCCUGAGCUAGUGGAAAAAGCCUUGAAGCAUGUUUAUAAUGCAACCAUGAAUAAAACCAAGGGAAAAGAAUUAGAGCUUCUAUUAGCUAUAUUACCUGACAACAAUGGAUCACUUUAUGGUGAUCUGAAGCGAAUUUGUGAAACUGAUCUAGGCUUGAUAUCACAAUGCUGUCUCACAAAACAUGUCUUCAAGAUCAGUAAACAGUACUUGGCUAAUGUUGCCCUGAAGAUCAAUGUUAAGACGGGUGGCAGAAACACUGUUCUUUUGGAUGCUAUCAGCUGCAGAAUACCACUAGUUAGUGAUAUACCAACGAUAAUAUUUGGUGCAGAUGUGACGCACCCCGAAAAUGGAGAAGACUCCAGCCCCUCAAUAGCAGCUGUAGUAGCUUCACAAGACUGGCCUGAAGUGACAAAAUAUGCUGGACUAGUAUGUGCUCAAGCUCAUAGACAGGAACUUAUACAGGACUUAUACAAAACAUGGCAGGACCCUGUACGUGGCACAGUUAGUGGUGGCAUGAUCAGGGAUCUUCUGGUAUCCUUUAGGAAGGCAACGGGGCAGAAGCCACUGAGGAUUAUAUUUUACAGGGAUGGUGUCAGUGAAGGGCAAUUUUAUCAAGUUCUGCUUUAUGAACUAGAUGCAAUCCGGAAGGCGUGUGCUUCUCUAGAACCGAACUAUCAACCACCGGUGACUUUCAUUGUUGUACAAAAACGACACCACACUCGCCUCUUUGCUAAUAGUCACAGGGACCGAAGCAGCACAGAUAAGAGUGGAAACAUUUUACCAGGAACUGUUGUUGAUUCGAAAAUCUGUCAUCCAACGGAAUUUGAUUUUUACCUUUGCAGUCAUGCUGGUAUUCAGGGAACAAGCCGGCCAGCGCACUACCAUGUUCUUUGGGAUGAAAACAAUUUUACAGCAGACGGAAUACAGUCUCUAACAAACAACCUUUGUUACACAUAUGCAAGGUGUACGCGCUCAGUCUCGGUUGUUCCUCCUGCAUAUUAUGCACAUUUAGCUGCAUUCCGUGCACGGUUCUACAUGGAACCAGAGAUGCAAGAGAAUGGGUCGAACAGUUGCAGUAAUGGUCAAGCGAAAGGUACAAGGGCAGUGGGAGAAUCGGGGGUGCGGCCAUUGCCAGCCUUGAAGGAGAAUGUGAAGAGAGUGAUGUUCUACUGUUAGAAUGGAUGAGUGGAGUGGGAGAUUUGCAACCAUGAAUAGAAUAACUUUUUUCAGCUUAUUAAAAUUUCCUUGUACAGUUUAAAUGAAUGAUUGCAAAGUCUUCCAAAGUUUAGUUUAAGAUAAAAAUGUGAAACGUGGGAGGAAUGAUCCACAGAUGCAAGAAUGUUAAAACUGGGUUAUUAUCUUUAUGUAAAGAAAUGCUAAUUUAGAAUCCUUAAUCAUCUUAUUCUCAA
This is a messenger RNA of Gossypium raimondii (Peruvian cotton), 3608 nucleotides long. RefSeq names its product protein argonaute 10. Gene Ontology annotation, cellular component: cytoplasm. The coding region runs from base 391 to 3375 and encodes 994 amino acids. Gene Ontology annotation, molecular function: protein binding; RNA binding. NCBI's taxonomy places the organism in Eukaryota, Viridiplantae, Streptophyta, Magnoliopsida, Malvales, Malvaceae. The transcript has 22 exons. Gene Ontology annotation, biological process: regulatory ncRNA-mediated post-transcriptional gene silencing. The record is from RefSeq and is a predicted model, not a curated record.